Salvelinus fontinalis (brook trout) is the source of this 3139-nucleotide messenger RNA. RefSeq names its product zinc finger protein 239-like. The record is from RefSeq and is a predicted model, not a curated record. Gene Ontology annotation, molecular function: DNA-binding transcription factor activity, RNA polymerase II-specific; RNA polymerase II cis-regulatory region sequence-specific DNA binding. The transcript has 2 exons. NCBI's taxonomy places the organism in Eukaryota, Metazoa, Chordata, Actinopteri, Salmoniformes, Salmonidae. Gene Ontology annotation, biological process: regulation of transcription by RNA polymerase II. Bases 228 to 1157 code for a protein of 309 amino acids.
AACCACCCCGGUAGCUUGCUAGCCAACAUAGCCGAAAGAUUCAAGCUAUUUAUACGCUUUCGGUGUAUAUUACCUACUGUGUUUUAGCCACACUUCUGUCGUAUCUACUUGUUAACCUAUUUAAUUGAAUAUUACGUUAUUUUGUAUUAGUCAGCUAUAGUAGUUGGCUGGUUAAAUUAGCACUAGCCUAGUCGCUAAUGAUAGCUAGUUAGCUAACAUCCCCGAACAUGAGGUCAGUAAGCUUCUCCCCUCCUGCUAAAGAAGAGGAAGUCUGCUGGACGGAGAAAGAGGGUCUGGGGCUGAACAUUGUUGUGAAAGAGGAGGAAGAGGAGGCUGUUUUUGGUAUGAAAGAGGAGGAGGGGGAGAUUACUGUCACAUUGGAGGAAGAAGAGGAGGUUGGAGAUCUGUUUAACCCCAGAGAGAUACGGGACUAUCGUGGAUCCUCUGGGGAGCCUCAACAACCUCAUGAUGCUGACGAGGCAGAGAAGAGUCUCUCCAGAUCAGAACACGUCAAGAAACACCAGCGGAAAUCCACAGGGAAGAAAUCUCAUUGCUGCUCUGACUGUGGGAAGAGAUUCACCUCCUCAUCAGGCAUUAAAAUUCAUCAGAGAAUCCACACAGGAGAGAAACCUUAUAGCUGUGAUCAAUGUGGGAAGAGGUUUACUAAAUCUAGCAGUCUGACUAAACACCAGAGAACACACACAGGAGAGAAACCUUAUACCUGUGAUCAAUGUGGGAAGAGUUUUACUACAUCUGGCUCUCUGACUUUACACCAGAGAACACACACAGGAGAGAAACCUUAUAGCUGUGAUCAAUGUGGGAAGAGUUUUACUACAUCUGUCUCUCUGACUUUACACCAGAGAACACACACAGGAGAGAAACCUUAUAGCUGUGAUCAAUGUGGGAAGAGUUUUUGUCAAUCUGGCCAACUGACAGUGCACCAGAGAACACACACAGGAGAGAAACCUUAUAGCUGUGAUCAAUGUGGGAAGAGUUUUGCUACUUCUGGCUAUCUGACAGUGCACCAGAGAAUACACACAGGAGAUAAACCUUAUAGCUGUUAUCAAUGUGGGAAGAGUUUUGCUGCAUCUAGCUCUCUGACAGUGCACCAGAGAACACACACAGGAGAGCCAAUGUAUAGCUGUGACCAGAGAUAAUCUGAUAAAAGAUCUCUGACUAAUCAUCAGAAAAUACAUGAAGGAGUUGUUUCAUGAUAUCAAUUAAAUGAUGUCACAAUGUAGAAUGAUGUAACAUUGUAGUAGGAGUAUUUUAAUGAUGUCACAAUGUAGAACCCUAAACGUUUGUCCCCUGUUCUAUUGAUUUCAACAUGAUAUGGAUAUUAGCCUCAGGGGGGAAAUCCAGGCUCUGAAUUAAAAGAGUACUAUUUUUGAGAUUUAGUAAGUACACAUUAUUCCCAGAUUCCGUGUGGUUUUUGAGCUGUUAGUUUUAACAGGACGUGCAACCUCAUCUCCCUCCUGUCACACAAAUGAUUUUAGCAUGAUAUCGAUUAGUUAUGACAAAUAAGUGUUGCGUUCCUUUGUUUAGCGACCCCCUACAUUUAAAUGCAUUCCAACAUCACGUACAACCUGAUUUCCCCCCUAAUUGAUAUCAGUGAUUUAUUGCUACUUGUCAAAACAACACUGUUUCUGGUGCUUGUGCAGUUUAUAAGGAGCUUGUUUAAAAAAAUACAAUAAAUAUGAUUAUUGUGGCAGAUGUUUGUGUAAAUAGCACAUGUUAUGUUUAGGUUUCUGCAAAUUGGUUAUUGAUUUGGACACAUUAAAACUGUGUUUUGACAUUGAGGCUAUCCCACCUAGCACAAUGUAAUUGAAAAGACGUUGAAAAUAAGACUGCAAUCAACAACAAAUUUUUAUUUUAUUUUUUAUUAUACCAUGCCUUUUUUUAAACAUUUUUUAUUAUACCAUGCCUUACCAUUAAGUUAAUUAUUGACAAUACAUAUUAUCAAAGGGGUGUACAUUUGGUUUUGGUAAUUCAUGUUUACAAUUCAUGUAACUUUUUAGUAAUCAUAAUUAUUUAUGCAAUCAACUGACAAUUUUCGGGUAUAAAUAUAUUGACAUUGUUGCCUUUCUUUUAGAAUAGCAGGGUUCAUUCUCAGAUGUGCCAACCCAAAUGUACUAGAGCAUGACAUUGGGGACUGGGCCCUGAUCCAACAACAUGCCUAACGAGUGAUCCCUGUAAAGAGAGAGAAGCUUCGCAGUGAGGUGGAAAGUUACUACGGAUAUUGCAGGAGUUUCCUCUUGAAAUCAGACAAGUCUGUUGUAAGGACAACUUGGUUGCUGAUUGUCUCAAGAGUUAAAAAGAUUUGUGGUUUGCGUUUAGACGGUGCGUUGCCAUGGAUCACAAUUUAUUUUGACUGCGCGUUUUUCCGUAUUGGAGAUGAGUUUUGUUUGGGCUCAUGAAGCAUUGUAGUUGAUAAUGUGAAAUGGAAAUUGUUUUCUGUUGUCCAACAAAAAUAUAGGAUAUAUUUUUUCUCUUAAGGUGUUACAGUCUUUGGUUUUUCCAUUUAUGUUUUGAGGUUGGAUUUCAGCACGUAUAGCUCAUUAGCAUGUAGGACGCACUGAUUGGUGUCACCUCGUUAGUCAGUAUGUGUUACACCUGUGCUGGCUUGUCCAUCUCGUUAGUGGGAAGGUGUUUCACCUGAGCUGGUCCAGGUUCUAUUUAAGAGUGUCUGGCCCAGUGCUCCAGUUGUCUUGAUAGAUGUGGAGAGUCAACACCUUUAGUUGCUCCACCUUUUUGGUUUGCUUCCUGUCUUUAAGUUUGGUGUGGGUUUUUCUUUUGUUUGCAUCUUCUUGGGCAGAUUUAGUGGGUCUUAUGGUGGGUGUCUUUUAGGUCCCAGUUGUUGUUACUAGUCAACUUUCAGUGGACACCCCCAUAGUGACUUUCAGAGCCCAUCCUAAAAAACAAGCUUAUAUUUUUGGAUUGGAUAUUUUAAUAUUUUAAUCAAUGGCAUUUCCUUAGGAUGCUCAUUAGUCUUUAAGUUGGUAUUAUUGUUUUUUAUCCUCUUAUGUUUGUGUACUAAAUAUUCCUGUUUAUUUUCAUUGUUUUCUCCUGAGAAGCCAUUGUGUUGCAUGUCUGAAAUGUGCUUGAAAUGAAGCUUGAUUUGAUUUCAACAAAUGAAUCC